Molecule: messenger RNA, 1455 nt
Organism: Pyrenophora tritici-repentis Pt-1C-BFP
Lineage: Eukaryota; Fungi; Ascomycota; Dothideomycetes; Pleosporales; Pleosporaceae
Product: ArgD, Ornithine-acetylornithine aminotransferase
Biological process (GO): arginine metabolic process
Cellular component (GO): mitochondrial matrix
Molecular function (GO): transaminase activity; pyridoxal phosphate binding; identical protein binding
Source: RefSeq, a predicted model, not a curated record
AUGGCUUCGCGAAUUGCUUCCAAGCGCGUGUGCCUCGCAUUGCGAGCACCGCGCGUCAACUACAUCUCUGCGCGGUAUGCGUCAGCAGCGUCAGCAGUCAAAGGCUCAAGCCUGCCUCAGGACAUGCUGGACUCGAUAGCUCGCGAUGCGUCAUUACCAACACCCGACCCACCCGCAACCUCAAAGACCGCAGGCCUCAUCAACCAGCAACUGCCCUACAUGGUCCCGACCUAUGUGCGCCCACCACCAAUGUUCGAGAAGGGAGAGGGCUGUUGGAUGUGGGAUAUCGAGAACAGGAAGUACCUAGACUUCACAGCUGGUAUUGCUGUCAAUGCGCUUGGGCACUGCGAUGCUGGUGUAGCUCAGGUCAUUGGAGAGCAGGCUAAGCAACUGAUGCACACGUCUAACCUCUACCACAACCCCCACACUGGCCUCUUAUCCAAGCAGCUCAUCCAGCUCACGCAUGCGACCGGAGGAUUUGCCAGCGCAUCCCGCACUUUUAUAUGCAACAGUGGCUCUGAGGCCAAUGAGGCCGCUAUCAAGUUCGCGCGCAAAGUGGGCAAGUCAAUUUCACCAGACAAAGACAAGCACGAGUUUGUCUCGUUCCACAACUCAUUCCACGGCCGGACCAUGGGAAGUUUGAGCGCAACACCAAACCCAAAAUACCAGACACCAUUCUCGCCAAUGGUCCCUGGAUUCAAGUACGGAACAUUCAACGAUGUAAACGUGAUCAACGACUUGGUUACCGAUGCGACGUGCGGUGUCAUUAUCGAGCCUAUCCAAGGAGAGGGAGGAGUCAACGUCUCGACACCUGAAUUUCUCCUUGCACUGCGAAAGCGCUGCACAGAAGUUGGUGCAGUUCUGAUCUUCGAUGAGAUUCAGUGUGGUCUUGGCCGAACUGGCACUUUCUGGGCACACGCAGGAUACCCCAAGGAGUGCCACCCUGAUAUCGUGACCACGGCAAAGGCUCUCGGCAACGGCUUCCCCAUUGGAGCUACUAUUGUUAACGACUUUGUAUGUGACCAUAUCAAAACCGGUGACCAUGGCACCACAUUCGGCGGCAACCCACUCGGAUCCCGUGUUGCUUCAUACAUCCUGUCCCGUCUGUCCUCUCCAGAGAUCCUAGAUUCGAUACCUGCUAAAGAACAAGCUUUCCGCAAGCAUUUUGACGCUCUGAGGGCACGCUUCUCAACUCAAAUCAAGGAGGUUCGAGGCAAGGGCUUGAUCCUAGGCCUUCAGCUUGACGUAGACCCUACGCCCAUUGUCACAGCUGCCCGCGAGAGAGGUCUCUUGAUCAUCACUUGUGGUACAAACACUUUGAGGUUUGUUCCGCCGCUUGUCAUCACCGAAGCUGAGAUUGAGGAGGGUAUGCGAAUCCUGGGACAGGCGAUGGAGAGCGUGUGGGUAGAAGGUGAGAAGGUGAAGGGCACCAAGGGUCAGCAAGAGAUGAGAUGA